Cololabis saira (Pacific saury) is the source of this 2694-nucleotide messenger RNA. It is a transcript of the gene ufsp2, whose product is annotated as ufm1-specific peptidase 2. The transcript is spliced from 12 exons. NCBI's taxonomy places the organism in Eukaryota, Metazoa, Chordata, Actinopteri, Beloniformes, Belonidae. Bases 103 to 1497 code for a protein of 464 amino acids. The record is from RefSeq and is a predicted model, not a curated record.
UGGGCGGGGCAGAGUGCAGUCAGGGACACGUGGAUCAUGUCGACUUCCUGUUUGUGAAGAGAGCUGAUUAACCACCUUUACAUUACUGUACUGACUCCCACCAUGGUAGUAGUUGACUCUGACACUUCGAGCAUUUUUCGGGUCAGAGGACCGCUGGAGUUGAGAUGUCUGCUGGACAGCACAGAUGCGCAGCUUAUGCGGCAGGUCAUCUCCAGAACAUUUGUGACCCUUCGGUCGCAGGUGAAAUCAGAAUCUUGUGUUCUUGCAGUCUGCAACAGUUCUGUGAUUAUUUGGCCAAACAAAGCUGUUUAUGGAGAAAUUACUCCAGAUACAACAUGUGAAGAUUUAUGUCAGUGGAUACAAACAGAUGAGCAAGACAAUGUUGGGAAGAAGAAGAAGAAAAACAAAAAAGGUUUUUCAGUGAGUGUCGUCAACCUUCGCCUGAUGAUGGAGGUGACAAAGCCAGGUCCUCUUCCAGCCCCUAUCCUCAGCAAAACACUUAAAAAAUCUCACUUCCUCCGUGCGACCCUUCCCAUGGACUGUGUUGUGCGUACCAGCUAUAAUGACACAGUCAGAGAUGUCUGUAAACGCCUGCUGGAGGCGCUAACUAACCAGCUGUGUGAGAUGGAGAAGAUCGCCCUGCUGCACCUGAGUGGGGCGACGCUGAUUGUCCCUGAGCCGCUCCACUUCCUCCUCCCUGAUCCAAAAGGACUGGUAACAGUGGUUUUUCCAGCAGGAGUUCAUGAUAAAGAACUGGAGACUCGGCGUAGGGAGUUGCAUCAGCAGUUUGAGUUGCCAGAUGACAGACCUUACUUUAGAAGGGCCAAUGCCUACCACUUUCCCAAUGAGCCAUACAAAGAUGGGUAUCUCCGAAACCCCCACGUGAUUCUCACACACCCUACCCUGGAUAAUGGAAAGUUAUACUUGGUCCAGGGAGUCUACAGUUACCACCACUACAUGCAGGACCGUGCAGACGACAAUGGCUGGGGCUGCGCCUAUCGCUCCCUGCAGACCAUCUGCUCCUGGUUCCAGCAGCAGGGUUACGUGGAGCGCUCUGUGCCCACUCACAGGGAGAUCCAGCAGGCUUUGGUGGAUGUUGGAGACAAACCGGCCUCUUUUGUGGGCUCACGUCAGUGGAUAGGAUCUAUUGAAGUUCAGAAUGUUCUGAACCAUCUGCUUGACAUCACUUCUAAGAUCAUGUUUGUGAGUCAGGGAUCUGAGUUGGCAUCCAAAGGCAGAGAACUGGCCAACCACUUCCUUACUGAAGGGACUCCUAUCAUGAUUGGUGGGGGCGUCUUGGCUCACACCAUACUCGGGGUUACGUGGAGUGAGACCACAGGGCAGAUCCGCUAUCUCAUUCUAGAUCCACAUUACACCGGAGCUGAAGACCUCCAAGUCAUCACAGAAAAGGGCUGGUGUGGCUGGAAAGGACCUGAUUUUUGGGAUCAAACUGCAUAUUACAAUCUCUGUUUGCCUCAGAGACCCAGGAUCUUCUGAACUCCCUUACACAUUCAUAAAUGGACCUCAUUUUGCUUUUGUAAAAUACCUGAAAAUAUAUGGAAGAGGAAUAUGAUCUCUUUCAAUAGAAUUAUAAGUAAUUUUUGUUGAAGCCCUGCAUAAAUGUUUGUUUAGUAACAAAUGACAACAACCUGAGAUGACGUUUAUAUUUGUCUUUAAAAUAGAAAUGGGUUAUUAAAUGGGCUUUCUGAACUGUGAUCGUUUCAGUUUGAAGAUCAACAUUUCAACAGUUUUGUCUUUACAUUACAUCAUUGGUGACUCACCUACACGUGUGUCUCUAAGCAGAGAGCUGCCCUUCUGAGGCAGAGCGAUGUCGUCGCCUCUUUGUAACUUUAUAGUACUUGUGAUUUUACAAGUAAUUAAAUAAUACAGCGUAGAUGUUCAUCUACUUCCUUGUCCUUUUAUUAUUUUGUUUGUAUUUAAAUGUUACAGACGAGAUCUGAACGGAUUUUUAGUAUGAUGAGCCACAAAAUUUAAACUUCCUAGUCUUUUUUUUUGCAACUCAGACCAUUCUGACUGGGUGUAUAACCUUAUAACGUCCUCUGACAUCCAACAGCAACUUUUGGUGCCGUGAGUUCAGUCUAAUUAAAAAAUACUUAAAAUUUAAAAAUUAUAUAUUCCAGUAAUGUUCAGGUAUUACGUAUUCUUUGUAUCCAGGAAGGAACUCCUGUAGAGGUCUGGGUUGCUGCAGAGCUGAAUAAGCAUCUGAUUGAAGAUACUGUUGUUGAAUUACUCUUGUAAAGAGGAUGCUCAGUUGUCCAUUAUAUUUUAUUUUAUGAAGCAUCCUUCUUUACACAGUCCGCUCUAGAGGCUCCAGAACAGUGCCAGCAUUGUUCAUCAGUUUGUUCAGUUGUUUUUUCUUCUUCCAAUUGCUGUCUCUUAUGCUGGUACCCCGACAGAUGACUGCAGAUGAAGUUGCAUGAUCCAUAACACACUUAUGGAACAUACACAACAUCUUGUUGUAAACACUUAAAGACCUAGGUAUUCCUCAAGGCUGCUUGGUCCUGUCUAGAGGACAACAAGGUUACAGGAUGAGGCGUCUGUGGAUUGGGAUCUUUCUUGCUCUUCCUAUAAAUAAUAUUUAAGAUUUAAUAAUACAUUUGUUAGCAAAACAUUGUUUUGUAACAAGAUGGUCAAUUUAUCACAUUAAAAUCUUCCUACUGAUUAUCCAAUUUU